This is a messenger RNA of Ilex paraguariensis (yerba mate), 1347 nucleotides long. The record is from the annotation of a GenBank genome assembly. NCBI's taxonomy places the organism in Eukaryota, Viridiplantae, Streptophyta, Magnoliopsida, Aquifoliales, Aquifoliaceae.
AUGUCAUUGUAUCCUGUUCUUGACAAUCGACCAAUUGAUCAAUGGAAGGCCACAGCGCUAAAAGAAGAACUGAAGCGGCAGAAUUUGACUACAAAGGGAUUAAAGGAUGAUUUGGUAAAGCGGUUGGGUGAGGUAAUUCACAAUGAAAUUGAAAAUGCUGAGGGAAAUGUUGAUAAUGGUUUUGAUUGUGCUUCCCAACCAGAGGCUCAGUCUGGUCACCCAAUGACAGGCCAUGUUGUUACCGAGGCAGCUAAGGAUAUUGGGCAUCAUGAUGAUAACUCAAAUGAGAAUUUGGCUAGGAAUAUUCUUCAAGUUGACAUCGAUGAUAGGCGGGCGCCAUUGGAGAAAGAAAAAAGCUUCAGAAGGGGAACUAGCUGUGAGAGCAUGGUGCCUGAAAUAGCUUUGAAUGGACAAGACUCGCCAAACUGUGAUAUUCAGGGUGAGAGUGGGGAUUCAAAGGCCCUGCUGUUGAAUGAGGAUUCAAAGGCUCUACAGGCGGAUACAAAGCUUAGUUCAUCUGAUUUAAACAACCAGGUAUCUGAGGUCAGCCCUGUUUUAGGGUUUCAAGUAAAAUCUGAUUCUUUUUGUAUUGAUUCUGUCUCAAUUAAUGAAAAGAGUGAACUAAAUGAUAACGUAAUUGAUAACGUAAUUGCUGAUGAUGUCAAACUAGAGCUAGAUGUUAAGCAUGAGAUGGUGCCAUCAUCCAACGAUGUUUUCCUUGAUGGCGGCAAAUCACAUCCGAUGGAUGUUGAAGAGCCACAUGAGAACAAGGUAUCUGCUGAAGAGACAAGUGACAGCAAUACCAAAAGUGCAGAUAUAGGCAAAAAAAAUGAUAGUGGAGGUGUAGGUCCUUCUGAAAAGUUGAAUUUAGAUCGAGGUUCUGGGGAAGAUUUNAUUAAUGACUUCUUAUUUUUUAUCAGGACAAGUUUUUUAAAGAAAAGGAAAUUCAGAUUACAAAUAAUGUCAUUGUAUCCUGUUCUUGACAAUCGACCAAUUGAUCAAUGGAAGGUCACAGAGCUAAAAGAAGAACUGAAGCGGCGGAAUUUGACUACAAAGGGAUUAAAGGAUGAUUUGGUAAAGCGGUUGGGUGAGGUAAUUCACAAUGAAAUUGAAAAUGCUGAGGGAAAUGUUGAUAAUGGUUUUGAUUGUGCUUCCCAACCAGAGGCUCAGUCUGGUCACCCAAUGACAGGUCAUGUUGUUACCGAGGCAGCUAAGGAUAUUGGGCAUCAUGAUGAUAACUCAAAUGAGAAUUUGGCUAGGAAUAUUCUUCAAGUUGACAUCGAUGAUAGGCGGGCGCCAUUGGAGAAAAGAAAAAGCUUCAGAAGGGGAACUAGCUGGUGGUUGUAA